Molecule: messenger RNA, 1413 nt
Organism: Bufo bufo (common toad)
Lineage: Eukaryota; Metazoa; Chordata; Amphibia; Anura; Bufonidae
Exons: 2
Coding region: 167-1303 (378 amino acids)
Source: RefSeq, a predicted model, not a curated record
GCACCCGCGAUGGCUUCCUGUCUCGCGCAGCAUUUUGCUCACGUCACUCCUAACUUUUCCAGUCCUCAGGGCCAGCCGGUUCGUUCCCGUCCAUCCUCUGACGGUAAGACAAGGGUGUUGAUUCCACGCUCUCAGGUGUUGCAAGGUCUCUGCUAUUGUUGAAGCCAUGUCACAGGUCUCUGACGUCGACGACACGUUGUCCCUCCCGGGUACGUCGGUCUCCAGCCAAGGCGGCCCAGUUGCCCUCCGUAGAUGGACUGUGCCGAGGCUCGUUGCGGAAUUGGCCAAGAGAGGCAUCAGACACCCAGCGUCAGCCAGGAAGGCCGAGUUAUACCGCCUAUUGAUGACCGAGCCCAGCGCUCCUGAAAGGGAAGAUCCACCCCCAGCCAUCCAGCAGUCCCUGGUGCUGUUGCAGGCCUCCUUGGAUUCGCUCAUCUCGUCCGUUGCCGACAUCAGGACCAGGGUGGUGGACUUGGAGUCCAGAACACCGGCGUCUUCCCAGGCGGUGGUCCCCAUCUCCGAUCCCCCUCUAUUUCAGCUUCCGGCUCCAGGUACGUCCCCGGCUGCUCCGGUGGUGGCUCCUGCGCACUUGGUGCCGGACCACAUCAGGAGGGACAUCUUGGCGGGCAAGGACGUGAAUCUCGCGUCCAUCCUGAUUGCGUCCCACGAUGCCGCAGACAACAAGACUUUUGACUGCGGGGAGGUCUCGGUGGUCCUUCGGGCCAAGGAUGGACGUCUCAACCGCAAGCUCUCUGUCGUCGAGUUUGUUUUGGCCUUCGGCCUGUUUAGAGACGUGCUCUGCUCCGCUUUCCCGGCCCGCCGGGAGGAGCUGGACACGUAUCUACACAGGGUCACGGGACUUGGGCACAAGUACGGCGGCACGGCUUUUUAUGACUACCACCGCUCCUUUUCAGCCAAGGCCGCCGCCGCGCUUGCCCAGUUUCAGUUCUCCGUCAACUGGGCCAUGCUGGACAUGGAGUUGUUCUGCCAGCAUUUCGCCGGUCUCCGGGCCCCCGCUUGUUCGACCUGCCAGUCGAUUUUCCACUCUACUGAGUGGUGUCCUCAAACGGCCACGGCCCAACCAGACAAGGCUAUUCCAGGCCCCUCUGGGGUCCCCCGCAGUCCCUCCACCACCGAUAAGUUGGGUAGACCCAUUGUCUACCUUGGCAACAGCCAAGUUUGCAAUAACUUCAAUUUUGGUUCCUGUCUAUUUAGCGGUUGCAGGGCCCUGCACAUCUGCUCCAUCUGCUUCAGGGCUCACCCCAGGUCCACAUGUCCCAAGAAGGCUUACAAGCGCCUAUGACUAGCCGACUGCGACAUCGACCUCCUGGCUCUCCUGUUACGGGACCAUCCGGUGCCAGGGUUCGUGGACUUCCUGGUCUCUGGCCUCUGCUCUGGGUUUGACACAGGGUU